AUGCCCGCAUUAAGAUUUAAAACUUGUCGUCUACUUUCAGGAAAUGUUCGGAACAGAGAACUUACAAUAAUACAACGCCGCAUUCUCCGAAGAUUGAGGAACAAUAAGAGAUCCAUUAAAAAAAAGAUUUAUACGAGAAAAAAUCGUAACAGUUACAUCCAAUCACAAACUACACGAAAGUUGCCCCUUUUUCAUGGGGAUUUACCCAUCACAGAGAUGCACAGAGGAACAGAACGAGCUUCAUAUAUCCCUUUUCCACUCAAUCCAGAAACAAGAUCGGACGUUAUUCCGGUUCGUCUCCAUUUUCGUGAAACUAUUCCUCAAGCAAGGCAGCUGAUAAGUCAUCGAAGGGUUUGUGUGAAUAAUGAAAUGGUAAAAAUUAAUCAUUUGAAACUUUCCCACGGUGAUAUAAUAUCUUUUCAAGAAAAUAACGCGAGAAUCCGCGGUGAAGAAAUAAGGAGAUCUUUCUAUAUCGAAAUCUCAGUUGAAAAAAUCAUAGACAAAUUCAAAUUAAAAAAAAAAAGAGGCAAAUUUCAAUUCAAAAUCAGAGGCAAAUUCCUUGAUCGCCAGGUAAGAAUGUGGAGAAGAAUCAAAUGUUUCCACCUAAUCAAAACUAAGAGGGGAUGCCGCUUACUACUAAAAAAAUCCCGGUUUUUGAAACAGUUGCGUUCUUAUAUGCAAGAAGAAGACUUGAAAAGAACAAAGAAGUUUGGAUCCGAAAAAGUAUGCUUAGCCAGUUCCUUCGCUGAGCACAACAGAAUGAAGAGGAAUUUGUAUUUUUUCAAAUCCCUAUUCUUAUGGAACGAGAAAAACCGAAAUCUUCCUACUCAAACAAGAAGUCCUAUAGUUUACAACUCUUUUUUAUAUAGAUAUAGUAAUUCGACCUAUUGCUCCGCAUUCCCCUAUCAGAAAAAGAAAACUAUGAAGAGAAGAAUCAAAAGGAUUGAACUACCUACUCAUUAUUCGGAGGUGAAUCAUAGAACACUAAAAGCUGUGGUCUCUUAUGGACCUAACAUAGGUCACAUCCCUCACGACAUAAGAUUGAAAGAUCCAAACCUUCCUCUUCGGAGCGGAAACGGGCGUGGCCAAAACAUAUAA
Messenger RNA from Gossypium raimondii (Peruvian cotton), 1098 nucleotides. The record is from the annotation of a RefSeq genome assembly. Lineage: Eukaryota; Viridiplantae; Streptophyta; Magnoliopsida; Malvales; Malvaceae.